UCAACUUGAACACUUUACAAGUUUUCCAAUAUUUUGUUGACAGAUUAAGACAUUUUGGAGAAUACGAUAUUGCUCUUACACUAUUGGAUGAAUUUAAAUCAGAAGAAUCUAGUAAUGACAAAGCUUGGUAUUUUAGUGUCCUCGGUCUUUUAUACCAUAACACCGGAAAAUAUAGCAAAGCUAAGCAUCAUCAUGAAAAAGCUUUGGAAAUUCGAAAACUAUCGUUAGGUCCAAAUCAUGUUGAUGUCGCUGCGUCUUUACACAAUAUUGGUAUGGUGUUUCAUGAAACUGGAAACUACGACAAAGCUAAAGAGUUUUACGAAAAAGCUCUGGCAAUUAGAAAACAAUCGUUAGCUCGAAACCAAGUUGAGGUUCCUCGGUCUUUAAGCAGUCUUGGUAAUGUGCUUGAAAAAACUGGAAAUUACGACAAAGCUAUAGAGUUUCACGAAAAAGCUCUGGAAUUUCAAAAACAAUCGUUAGGUCCAAAUCAUAUUGAUGUUGCUGCAUCAUUAAACAAUAUCGGUUUGCUUUAUGAUAAAACAGGAAAACAACAUAAAGCUAUAAAGUUUUUUGAAAAAUCUCUAGAAGUUCGAAAACUGAAUGUGCUUGGUGAAGACCUUACUCAUGUCACUGCGUCUUUCCGCAAGUUUCGUACGAUGCACGAAGAAACUGAAAAAUAUGAGUCUCAAAAAACUCAAAGUAAAUUUCCAGUUCCAAGUCAUGCUCAUGUUUCUCGGUCAUCAAAUUAUUUUGAAAUCACAAGUGGUGAUGAUGCUACUGCUAAAGAUGUCGGAAAUUCUCCUGGUGUUGAAAAUAUAAAUCAAGAAUUGGUGUUGCAAGAGUGGAAAUACAUUGAUGAAUCAACGAAACAUAGAGAAUUGUUUUUAAAAUUGAUUGAAUAUGGACGCAAUUCCGGUGUUGAGGUUAAAGAGGUGGGCAAUGUACGAGUAAUUUUCUCAAAAGAGUUUUGCAUUGGCGAAGGAAGUGGUGCAACCCGUGUUUAUCUUGGACUGGGUAAGGAUGGUUAUGGUAAAGCAGUGAAACGAAUACAUCAAGAUAGAUACAAAGAGCUUGCGCAGCAGGAAAAGGAAAUUUUAAAUCAAUUCAACGCAAAAAAAUCGAAAUAUGUUGUGAAUUAUUCCUUCUUAGAAGAAGAUACUGGAACGGAGUAUGUCUACUUAAUAUUAGACUUAUGUGAAGAGUCGUUGGAGAGUUAUGUGAAAUCUACUUUGGAAGAUCUUCAAAAAGCUCUUCCCAAAAUUCUCAGACAAAUUUUGCUAGGAUUAGCUGAUCUUCAUAACGCCCCAAAUCCUAUUCUUCAUAGGGACUUAAAGCCCACCAAUGUUCUCCGAGACACACAACACAACUUUCUUAUAGCUGACUUUGGCAUUAGUCGAAUAUUAGAAAAUGAUUCUACGACAUAUAAAAGCAGUCCUAACAUGGGAACUGAGUAUUGGAUUGCUCCUGAAUCAUAUUGUGAAGAUGAAGAUACAUUUCAUACGGGACGGUACAAGAAACAAUCUGAUGUAUAUAAUGCAGGAAUGGUAGCUUAUUAUAUUGCAACAGAAGGAAAACACCCUUUUGGGAAGAAACGGCUUAGAUUGGACAAUAUGUUAAAAGGAAACCCUGUUGGUUUGGAUGAAAUCAAGGAUGAAACUCUAAAGGACCUUUUGUCGUGGAUGUUAAAUCUGAAACCUGAAAACAGACCAUCUGCUACCGUGGCGUUAAAACAUCCAUUUCUUUUGUCGGAUGGCGAGAAAUUUGACUUAUUAUGUAAAGUUGGAAAUCUUCCGCAGAUUAAGACAAAUGAUCCCCUGUGUAGUGUCGUUCAACAAUUGAAUAGUGAAUCCUCAGAUUGGAGAAGCCAAAUGGAUAGUGAUGUUUAUGAUUAUUUGGUGAAUAAAAGGACCUAUAAAUCUUCAUGGACAGAAUGCUUAAGACUUAUUCGAAAUAUUGACCUGCAUUGGAAGGAUCUAACAAAGCGAAAACGAAAACCAGAACCAUUUUAUAAGAUUGGCGAUUACAGGGCGUAUUUUCUCCGAACAUUUCCUAAUCUCCCUGUUCGGGUACAUGCUGCUGUCAGGUCAAAUGAAGAAUGGAAGAACGACAAGGGACUCGAGAAAUUUUUUAAUUUUACUGAAAGCUAACUAAAUCAAUAAACAAUUUAGAUAUAACAGAACCUGUUAGGAGUGAAAAAGUAGCUAUUAAGAAAUCGUUGAUACUGUAGAGAUCAUAUAUUGUAGAUAUAAAGAAAAACAGUUUCCACGACGUAUUUAGAUAAUAUUUCACCACAUUUCUGGUGAAUCUUUAGCCCGUGGUAUUCAUUGAUACAAUGUAAUAUACCUGAUUAUUUAAUUUUUACUGUAAAUUGUUUUGGAAAAAGACUGAAGGUGAACAUGACAUUAAAAGUUAACUUUUA
Xenia sp. Carnegie-2017 is the source of this 2419-nucleotide messenger RNA. RefSeq names its product serine/threonine-protein kinase/endoribonuclease IRE1-like. NCBI's taxonomy places the organism in Eukaryota, Metazoa, Cnidaria, Anthozoa, Malacalcyonacea, Xeniidae. Gene Ontology annotation, cellular component: IRE1-TRAF2-ASK1 complex. The transcript has 4 exons. The coding region runs from base 273 to 2147 and encodes 624 amino acids. Gene Ontology annotation, molecular function: protein serine/threonine kinase activity; ATP binding; RNA endonuclease activity. Gene Ontology annotation, biological process: mRNA processing; intrinsic apoptotic signaling pathway in response to endoplasmic reticulum stress; IRE1-mediated unfolded protein response. The record is from RefSeq and is a predicted model, not a curated record.